Molecule: messenger RNA, 3520 nt
Organism: Sarcophilus harrisii (Tasmanian devil)
Lineage: Eukaryota; Metazoa; Chordata; Mammalia; Dasyuromorphia; Dasyuridae
Gene: ZNF263
Product: zinc finger protein 263
Exons: 7
Coding region: 213-2270 (685 amino acids)
Biological process (GO): negative regulation of transcription by RNA polymerase II
Molecular function (GO): RNA polymerase II cis-regulatory region sequence-specific DNA binding; DNA-binding transcription repressor activity, RNA polymerase II-specific
Source: RefSeq, a predicted model, not a curated record
CGCCGUUGGAAUUUGAGGCGCUUCUUAGUAUCUUGGCUGGAUUUCCGGCCAGGGAGCUGAGUGGGAGUCCGGAGAACCGACAGGCUUCCCGGGCCCGGCCCGAGUGGGGUUCCCGGAGAGAAGCAAGGCCUUUUUUGAACAUUCCUGUCCAGAAACUGAUCUGAAGAGGACAGGGAAUUUUGAACAGGGGCUGAAGUUAUUCCCCAAGCUGAAUGAUGACUUCAGCUGUGGGUUGCCUGGCUUCAGCUCCUCAGGAGCAGGAGGGACUCCUGAUAGUCAAGCUGGAGGAAGACUGUGCUUGGGGUCAGGAAAUCUCCAUACAGGAUCCUGGAAUAAGCCCUGAGACCUGCCACCAGUGCUUCAGGCAUUUCCGAUACCAACAGGCAGCUGGACCUCGGCAGGCCUUCAUUCAGCUCCAGGAGUUUUGCCAACGAUGGCUGAGGCCCGAGAUACACUCCAAGGAGCAGAUCCUAGAGCUGCUGGUGCUGGAGCAGUUUUUGACCAUCCUCCCUGAGGACAUCCAGAGAAGAGUACGGGAGCAACAUCCAGAGAGUGGGGAAGAGGCAGUGGCUCUUGUGGAAGAAUUGCAGAUAGAACACACAAGAUGCAGGCAGCAGGUCACAAUCCAUGGGCGGGGACAGGCAGUGCCUUUGGAGGAGACCUCACCUCUGGAAGCAGCACAGGAACCACCGAACUUCAAGCUGGAGCCAUCGGAGACUGAGCAGAGCCCUUGCCUUGGACUACAGGACCUGCUGGGCCCUAGCCCUAAAGGGGGGCCCCAGCCCCUAAAGGAGAGGGCAUCAUCUGCUUCCUGGGUUUCUCUUCUUCCUUCUAAGGCAGAAGACACCGAAGACAAAGAGACAACAGGAUCCCAGUUACCUAUGACCUUUGAAGAUGUGGCAAUGUAUCUUUCCCAGGAGGAAUGGGGACAUCAGGAACUCAGUAAGAAGGCCCUUUCCAGGGAAGCCAUACAGGAGAAUUAUGAGAACGUGGUUGCAUUAGAAUCUCAGAUUCCAAAUCAGGACCCAGUCACCCAUGUAGAACAAGAAGAAAAGUCGUGGGAUCCCAGUCUUCAGAGUGUUAAGGAGCAAGGGAACUCCAGAGCCCCUUAUAUAGAAGAGAAGAAAGAAGAUAAGGAAGAUAAUUCUCCUUCUGAACACUUUGAUGAACUGCCUCAAGAAAUCCCCCCAGGACAUUCAGAAAUAGAGGUCCCCUGGAGUCCUGAACAGGGAAAAUUAGAAGGACAAUGGAAUCCUUCUCUAGAGGAGAGACUGGAAAAACCUACAGCUUGGGCUUUGGGUUGCAAUGAAUUGAUAAGACCAAAGAAACCUCAGCCAGGAGAGAAACUUUUUAAAUGUCCUGUAUGUGAAAAAAAUUUCUCUAAUAACUCAAAUCUUAUUAGGCACCAGAGAACCCAUACAACAGAGAGACUCUGUAUGGGUUUAGAGUGUGGGGAAAUCUUCAGUGGGAACCCACAUUUCAUUCCACCUCAGAGAGUACAUCUGGGAGAAGAAGCCCACAAGUGCCUUGAGUGUGGAAAAAGCUUCAGUCAGAACACACACCUGACUAGACAUCAGCGUACUCAUACAGGUGAGAAGCCCUAUCAGUGUAAUGUGUGUGGGAAAAGCUUCUCUUGCAACUCAAACCUUCACAGGCAUCAGAGAACCCAUACUGGUGAAAAACCCUACAAGUGCCCUGAAUGUGGAGAAAUUUUUUCUCAUAGUUCUAACCUCAUUAGACAUCAGAGAAUUCACACAGGAGAGAGACCCUAUAAAUGUUCUGAAUGUGGGAAAGGUUUCUCUCGAAGUUCACAUCUUGUCAUACAUGAGAGAACCCACGAAAGAGAGAAAUUUUACCCUUUCUCUGAAUGUGGGGGAACAGUAAGUAGCAGUACAGCAGUUACCACAAAUCAUGCAACUCAGAGAGGAGAGAAGAAGCUCUUUAAAUGUUUGACAUGUGGGAAAAGCUUCAGGCAGGGUAUGCAUCUUACCAGACACCAGAGAAUACACACAGGAGAAAAACCUUAUAAAUGUCCUCUGUGUGGGGAAAACUUCUCUCACAGCUCCAACCUCAUUAGGCACCAAAGAAUCCACACAGGAGAGAAGCCCUAUACCUGUCAUGAAUGUGGGGACAGUUUUUCUCACAGCUCCAAUCGAAUUCGACAUCUGAGAACGCACACUGGAGAAAGGCCCUAUAAAUGUUCUCAGUGCGGAGAAAGUUUUUCUCGAAGUUCUCGUCUUAUGAGUCACCAAAGAACUCACACUGGCUAGAAAUUUGCGAUUUUGGUUUGCAGUUUUGACACAGCCAAAUUAGCAGAGGAGCUUUUAUUUGUAAUUGGCCUUCUCUAUCUCAAAGACAGAUGUCUACUUUGAAGAAAUUGCUUCAGAGAAUUAUUUUGCGGGUAAGGAGAAUUUUGUGCAGACAAGCCGAGUUAGCCUCAAGCUGUGAAAGACAUUCCUCCAUCUUCUCCAGCACCUGGGGGGCAGCAGGGAGAACAGCAGGUGCACUCUGUGGUGACCCCCUCAGAGAAGAAUUCUAUAUAGGGUAAGUCCUCCCUGUUCUAAGGCAAACACUCCUCAGAAUGUAUCUCCAGAUUUUGAUGUGGCUCCCUUGCUGUGCCUUUUAUCUCUAGUCAAAUUGGAUAAAGUGGGAUUUAUAUUCUAUGUCUGACAUCCUUCUCCAGAGGGACACAGAUGGAGUUUUUGGGCUGCUUGAGGUUCUGGAGACAAAUUUAGAAGCUUUCCUGGAAGACUACUGGCUGUAAUGUUAGUUAAAAACAUGAAUAAUUUAAGACUGAUAGCAGCAUCAUUCCCUCUAAUAAAGAGUGACCACUGAAAGGGGAAAUUGGUGGAUUGCUUCAUAAGGAGAGAGGAAAGUUUCAGGUCAGUGAGAGAAACAGUAGAGGAUGCAGCAGAAGUCUGGAUCAGCCUAUAUUCUGCAGGGAUUUUUUAGGCAAUUUUUUUUUCUAUUACAACAUAGUUGAUGAAGAGCCAUGCAGGAGUUCCUGAAUCAGGUAAGCUAAUGGACAAAAUAUUCAGGAAGAUAAGUGUGGGUUCACCAAGACAAAAGAUUUGAAUAGCCUGGAUAUACAGAGGGGACGGGGGGGAUGGGAAUCAGAUAUCACAGACUGGCUCUUCCCCACUCCUCCAAAGUUGUCCAGAUUAAGUCAUAACAUUAAAGCUACUUUAGAAUGAUCAACAUGUCUUAAAAUACCAUAAACAUACAUGUUUUGCCAGUAAUGCCUCUUGCCAACUCCAGUAUUGAUUUGUUUGCUUUGCUUUGGGCUGAUGGCUCGCUCUUUGUGUUGUCUUUUUGGACUGACCUGGAAAUUUCUGAUAAAAAUCCUAGUAAUUGGAUUUAUUUUGUGUCCAUCACUAGCAUAUGUUAAGGCUAGAACACUUAUGAUGGGCUAUGUCUAAGUCCAAUAUCUGUCUAGCUUACACUGGACUUAUCACAAAGCCUUUAAAAGGAAUGUUUUUACCUUCUAUGAACUUGGUGUAAUAAAGUCAAAUUUCUUUCA